CACUAUUUAGUGAUAUAUCAAACACAGUGAAAUUUUAUUUUCAGUGAUAUUUCAGUGAUAUAUCAAAUAUGGUGAUUACAUAUCACCUCUAUAUUUGCACAUCACUCCAGUAUUCAUAUCAUCUUGAUGAUCACAUCACUUUAGUGAUUACAUCACUGGUGAUAUACCAAAUAAUAUCUUAAGAUUUUUAAAAAUUAGAUAGAAGCUGGGUGGUAGAAUUAAUGCAGGAAAACCUCACAUAUCAAAAGGGAAACGACGUUAACAUGGCGCCUUGAUUUUUCUGAAGUGUCUCUGCUCGAAAUAACAGAAAGCUGUCAUGUCUUAGCAGGUUUGAGGCUCAAGCUAAGCAAUAUGAAUUUUGAUCAGGGUAUAGAAAACCAAACUACCGAUGGUUAGCCAUGAAUCUGGCUUUUGCCGGAAAAGUAAUCAAAGUACCUCAAAAGGAUACCACCGGAAGUUACAAGUCAGCAUUGCAUGCCACUUUACAAUUUGAUGACAGCUAGGAAAAGCGCCGAGGACAAUGAUGCCAUCCGUUCGAAAAAAGGUAGCUUCGGCAACAGAAGAGUGGAAGUGUCGCAGCCGGAAAGAAUCCCUCCGAUGUGAGAAAACGAUAAAAUACUAGCAAGCGUCUAAAGUAUAUUAUCCAAGCACCGAGGUUCCCGCUCCCUGCCUUGAAUAUGAAGGCUCCUGCACCUUUGGAGCCCCACAAACCCCCUAAUGCCUCCAAGGUCCGGCAAGAAAAGAACAAAGUCGAACUGGCAACUUCCAUUAUAUAUUACCAGGCGUGCCAUCAAUCCCUCAUCCUCACCUUCGAAGUUCACGUAUCUCAGUGGAGGAGGAUCAGCUCUCAGAUUUGUCCUUUUUUGUAACAUUUAAUCGAUGGCCGGUGAGGGUGUAAAGCCCAUAGCUUCUCUUCUUCUCGUCCUCAACUUCUGUAUGUAUGCCAUAGUGGCGGCCAUUUCAGGUUGGGCCCUCAAUGUUGCCAUCGAUCGAGGGUUCAUUGUCGGGCCAUCACUUGCACUUCCGGCUCAUUUCUCGCCAGUAUUCUUUCCGAUCGGGAACGCUGCCACUGGUUUUCUCGUGAUAUUUGCACUGAUAGCUGGAGUUGUUGGUAGUGCUGCGGCCAUUGCCGGAAUUCAGCACAUCCGCGCCUGGGACCAUCUUAGCUUGGCACCCGCAGCAUCUUCUGGUAUUGUAGCAUGGGCUCUCACUCUGCUUGCAAUGGGUUUGGCCUGCAAAGAGAUUGUAUUGGGGGGAAGAAAUGUGCGCCUGAGAACAGUGGAGGCUUUCUUGAUCAUUCUUUCAGCAACACAGCUCGUAUACAUUCUUGUCAUACAUGGAGCACGGAGGCCUUGAAGGAUGAAACUGCUCGAGUUUGGAAUGAAGUGUCAUUCAAUUAUUAUUUUUUUAUUGAUUUCUCUAGCACCUCAUUAAUGUAUUCCAUAUGAGAUCAAGGGUUUUAUGAAGUUUGAUUUAUGUGGUGUGGUUGAGCACGAAUAUUCAAGGCUUGGGCUUGACAAUUGGCAUGCUUGGAGUGUUUUUAGUGCAGGUGUUCCUAGUAAAUGUGUGUAAUAUGCAACUUUAUUUUUAAUGUUCCACUGUUCCAGCAUAAACUUGAUGAACGCAUUG
Elaeis guineensis (African oil palm) is the source of this 1629-nucleotide messenger RNA. Its product is annotated as membrane protein PM19L. The record is from RefSeq and is a predicted model, not a curated record. NCBI's taxonomy places the organism in Eukaryota, Viridiplantae, Streptophyta, Magnoliopsida, Arecales, Arecaceae.